UUUUAUCACGUUUACUGCAUUAUUGUAUUAUUACAGCAUCAAAUUCGUUACAUUUUUCUUAGUUGUGGGGCGUGACUCUAGACACUUCCCUGCUUUGCUUUGAGGUUAUGUGCCUCACAUUUAUUCAAAAUUAAAUACCAAAUAGGUUUUUGCAAUGUCUAAAGUGGGUGCUCGAAUGAAAACCUUGAAAAAGGUUGUCGAAAAAGUGAAACACGGUAACUUGCGGACGAAUAUCCCCGCAGGAAUGGCCGCUGCUGGGCCCCCAUUGGGGCCCAUGUUGGGACAAAGAGGUAUAAAUAUUGCCGCUUUCUGUAAAGAUUUCAAUGAACGCACCAAAGACAUUAAACAGGGGAUUCCCCUCCCAACACGAGUUAAAGUGAACCCCGACCGCAGUUACGAGCUUGUGGUUAACAAGCCCCCAGUUGUGUUUUUUCUAAAACAGGCUGCUGGUAUACAAAGAGCGGCCAUGGAGCCAGGUAAAGAAAUUGCGGGUAAAGUGACUCUGAAACACGUUUAUGAAAUAGCGAAAAUAAAAAGUGAAGACCCUACAUUACAAACGCGAACUAUAGACGAUUUAUGCAGAAUGGUUUGUGGGAUUGCCAGGUCUUGUGGAAUUGAAGUCGUAAAAGAUCUAGACCCUGAAGAAUAUAAACAAUUUCUCGCAGAAAGACAGCAAAUAGUGGAACAACAAAAGAAAGAGUUGCAGGAGAAGAAAGAGGCUAAAAUGUUGAGGACUGGUUGAUGAGCCAGUUAUUUUGUAGACUAGUGUACUUUUACAAAUAUAAUUAUAAA
Tribolium madens (black flour beetle) is the source of this 792-nucleotide messenger RNA. RefSeq names its product 39S ribosomal protein L11, mitochondrial (gene mRpL11). Gene Ontology annotation, biological process: translation. Gene Ontology annotation, cellular component: ribosome; mitochondrial large ribosomal subunit. The record is from RefSeq and is a predicted model, not a curated record. The coding region runs from base 155 to 742 and encodes 195 amino acids. Lineage: Eukaryota; Metazoa; Arthropoda; Insecta; Coleoptera; Tenebrionidae. The transcript has 3 exons. Gene Ontology annotation, molecular function: large ribosomal subunit rRNA binding; structural constituent of ribosome.